AUGCAGAUCUUUGUGAAGACCCUGACUGGCAAGACCAUCACCCUGGAGGUUGAACCCAGUGACACCAUUGAGAACGUGAAAGCCAAGAUCCAGGACAAAGAAGGCAUCCCCCCUGACCAGCAGAGGCUGAUCUUUGCUGGCAAGCAGCUGGAAGAUGGCCGCACCCUGUCUGACUACAACAUCCAGAAGGAGUCCACCCUCCAUCUUGUGCUGCGUCUGAGAG
This is a messenger RNA of Pelodiscus sinensis (Chinese soft-shelled turtle), 223 nucleotides long. NCBI's taxonomy places the organism in Eukaryota, Metazoa, Chordata, Testudines, Trionychidae. The record is from RefSeq and is a predicted model, not a curated record.